AUGGGCGGGGCCGCGGCGCUCCUCAUUUCCCCGCCAUGGCUAGCGGGGCGUCAGGGCUGGAGACACCUCCCGGGAACACAGUCGCCAGUCCAGCGCGGAGCACUGCCUGCCAAAACUGCGUCUCUCACUCGCCAGGAUUGCCAAAUAUUCCUGAAGAAUAGACCUGCUAUUUAUGGCAUGUGGCUUGUAACUUUACUCCUGUUGUACUCUCUCCAUGAAGUGCCUGGCGCUCCUGCUGGUAUCAAGGCGGUCCCCUCCUCACCCAGCAGUGUGGUGGUGUCCUGGCUCCCCCCCCACAAGCCCAAUGGAGUGAUCCGCAAGUACACCAUCUACUGCUCCAGCCCCGCCUCCGGACACCCGGCGCCCAGCGAGUACGAGGCCAACCCCGAGAUGCUCUUCUACCGCAUCACCCACCUGAGCCGCGGCAUGCAGUACCACAUCUGGGCGGCCGCCGUCACCACCGCCGGCCGGGGCAACAUGAGCGACAAGGUGGUGGUGGAGCCCGCUGGGAAAGCGCCUGCUAAGAUCCUGUCGUUCGGCGGCACCGUGACCACGCCCUGGAUGAAGGAGGUCCGUCUGCCCUGCAGCUCUGUGGGAGAACCCACGCCCACCGUCAAGUGGACCAAGGAGAGUGAGGAUUCGGCCGCCCCGGUUGCACUGGACAAGGAGCGGGUGAUCUUAUCCAACGGGACGUUGGUGCUGCGCUCAGUGAAAGCAGAGGAUUGUGGGUACUACACCUGCACAGCCACCAACACGCUGGGCUUUGACACCAUCAUCGUCAACCUGGUGGUGCAAGUGCCGCCUGACCAGCCCCGUCUCACAGUCUCCACCACCUCCACCUCCUCCAUCACCCUGGCCUGGAUCCCUGGGGACAACGGGGGGAGCUCCAUCAGAGGCUUCGUGCUGCAGUACUCGGUGGACAACACGGAGGAGUGGCGCGACGUGUUCAUCAGCUCCAGCGAGCGCUCCUUCCGGCUGGAGAACCUGCGCUGCGGCACCUGGUACAAGGUGAAGCUGGCCGCCAAGAACAGCGUGGGCUCCGGGCGCAUCAGCGAGAUCAUCGAGGCCAAGACCCACGGACGAGAGCCCGUGUUCACCAAGGACCAGCCCCUGCUCACCCACAUCAACUCCAGCCACGCGGGCCUCAACCUCCAGGGCUGGACCAGCGGGGGGUGCCCCAUCACCGGCCUGCUGCUGGACUUCAGGCCCAAGGGCACGUGGGCGUGGCAGACGCUGAAGGCCAACGCCACGGGCCCGCUGAUCCUCAGCGAGCUGCGCGAGGCCACCUGGUACGAGCUGAAGAUGAAGGCCUGCAACAGCGCCGGCUGUGGGAACCAGAGCUCCCAGUUCGCCACCACCGACUACGACGGCAGCACCAUCCCGCCCAUCAAGUCGGCCCGCGGCGACGGCGACGACGUCAAGAAGCUGUUCUCCAUCGGCUCGCCCGUCAUCCUAGUGAGCAUGGGCGUCGCCCUACUCUUCAUCAUCCGCAAGAAACGCAAGGAGAAGAGACUGAAGAGACUUAGAGAUGCAAAGAGCCUGGCAGAGAUGCUCAUCAGCAAGAACAACCGCAGCAUCGACACCCCAGUGAAGGGCCCGCCCCAGGGGCCGCGGCUGCACAUAGACAUCCCCCGCGUCCAGCUGCUCAUCGAGGACAAGGAGGGCAUCAAGCAGAUAGGUGAGGACAAAGCGGCGGUCCCAGUGACAGACACAGAGUUCAGCCAAUCGGUGAACCCGCAGAACUUCUGUACGGGGGUCUCCCUCCACCACCAGGCCCUCAUCCAGAACUCUGGACCUCUGAUAGACAUGUCGGACAUCCGCCCCGGGACCAACCCGGUGUCCAGGAAGAGCAUCAAGUCGGCCCACAGCUCCAGAAACCGCUACUCCAGCCAGUGGACGCUGAGCCGGCCGGGCCAGAGCCAGUCCACCGCCUCGGCCAGGACCCUCACCUCGGACUGGCGCACCAUGGGCUCUCACGGCAUCACGGCCACCGAGAGCGACAGCUACAGCGCCUCGCUGUCACAGGACACAGAUAAGGGCCGUAACAGCAUGGUGUCCACGGAGAGCGCCUCCUCCACGUACGAGGAGCUGGCCCGGGCCUACGAGCACGCCAAGCUGGAGGAGCACCUGCAGCACGCCAAGUUCACCAUCACCGAGUGCUUCAUCAGCGACAGCUCCUCGGACCAGAUGACCACCGGCACCAACGACCCGGCCGACAGCAUGACCUCGCUCAGCACGCCGUCGGAGCCCGGCAUCUGCCGCUUCACCGCCUCGCCGCCCAAACCCCAGGACUACGACCGCGGCAAGAACGUGGCCGUGCCCAUCCCCCACCGAGCCAACAAGAGUGAGUUCUGCAACCUGCCCCUCUACAUGAAGUCCGACCCGUUCUUCCGCAAGCAGAGCGAGCUCCAGGACCCGUGCCCGGCCGUGCCCCCCCGGGAGGCGUCCAUCCGCAGCCUGGCCCAGAGGGCCUACCACACACAGGGGCGCCACCUGACACUAGACCCCGCCAAGCAGGCCCUGACGCUGGGCCACUCGGGCCUCAGCGGCCUGGGCCUGGGCUCGGGCACGGCCACGCUGCCGCAGAGGACCCUGGCGGCGACGGCUGCCACCGCCUCCACCUCCAGCACCGGCAGCAACCCCGCCCCCAGCAGCAAGGGGGGCUCCCGGGACUCUCUGCUGGAGAGCUCCACCUCCGCGCUGGGCCGGCUGCAGAAACAGAGCGGGGGGGGCGCGGGGGCCUACUCCAAGUCCUACACGCUGGUGUAG
This is a messenger RNA of Gadus chalcogrammus (walleye pollock), 2769 nucleotides long. Its product is annotated as cell adhesion molecule DSCAML1-like. Gene Ontology annotation, molecular function: cell-cell adhesion mediator activity. The record is from RefSeq and is a predicted model, not a curated record. Lineage: Eukaryota; Metazoa; Chordata; Actinopteri; Gadiformes; Gadidae. Gene Ontology annotation, cellular component: axon; plasma membrane. Gene Ontology annotation, biological process: dendrite self-avoidance; axon guidance; homophilic cell-cell adhesion.